UGACCACAGGGGAUGUCUUUGUUAUUGAAGAAAUGACAUGUGUGGAACAGGACUCUCGGAGAACUCGGUAACACACGAAUUGAAUGAAAAUGCCAGGAAAAUAAGUGUCUGCGAAUAAAUAGCAGGCGCAUGAGACAGUGUGUUACGGUUGCAUUACCGAGUUUGCUUUUGCCCGGGAAUGAGUUACGUGCUUCAUUUUCAAUGUGAAUUGCCUAAUAGACGAAGUCGCAGUCCACAAAUGGGAACUUUCUGUUGAAAAGAUUAAGCUCUUUAUUUUCUUUAAUUACAGAUUAUGUCUACUUUGAGAAUUCCUCCAGCAACCCAUACCUAAUCAGGAGGAUAGAAGAGCUCAACAAGACUGCAACUGGCAACGUGGAAGCAAAAGUAGUGUGCUUUUAUAGACGACGAGAUAUUUCCAACACGCUUAUAAUGCUUGCAGACAAGCAUGCUAAAGAAAUUGAGGAAGAAUCUGAAACAACAAUUGAGGCUGACUUGACUGAUAAACAGAAACAUCAGUUGAAACAUAGGGAACUCUUUUUAUCGCGCCAAUAUGAAUCUCUGCCUGCAACACAUAUCAGGGGGAAAUGCACUGUUGCCCUUCUGAAUGAGACAGAGUCAGUAUUGUCAUAUCUUGAUAAAGAGGAUACCUUUUUCUACUCAUUGGUCUAUGACCCCUCAGUGAAAACACUGUUAGCUGACAAAGGUGAAAUCAGAGUGGGACCUAGAUAUCAAGCAGACAUUCCAGAAAUGCUCUCAGAAGGAGAAUCAGAUGAGAGGGAACAGUCCAAAUUGGAAGUUAAAGUUUGGGACCCAAAUAGCCCACUUACAGAUCGACAGAUAGACCAGUUUUUAGUUGUAGCACGUGCGGUUGGGACGUUCGCUCGAGCCCUUGAUUGCAGCAGCUCUGUGAGGCAGCCUAGCCUGCAUAUGAGUGCAGCUGCAGCUUCUCGAGACAUCACCCUGUUUCAUGCUAUGGAUACAUUGUAUAGACACAGCUAUGAUUUGAGCAGUGCAAUUAGUGUCUUAGUGCCACUUGGAGGACCUGUUUUAUGCAGAGAUGAAAUGGAAGAAUGGUCAGCCUCUGAAGCUAGUUUAUUUGAAGAGGCACUGGAAAAAUAUGGCAAAGACUUCAACGAUAUACGUCAAGACUUUCUCCCUUGGAAAUCAUUGACUAGCAUCAUUGAAUAUUAUUACAUGUGGAAAACUACUGACAGAUACGUGCAGCAGAAACGUCUAAAAGCAGCAGAAGCUGAGAGUAAACUGAAACAAGUGUAUAUCCCAACUUACAAACCAAAUCCCAACCAAAUAUCCACCAGCAAUGGCAAACCUGGCGCUGUGAAUGGAGCCGUGGGAACCACGUUCCAGCCGCAGAAUCCCCUCUUAGGCCGAGCAUGUGAGAGCUGCUAUGCUACACAGUCUCAUCAGUGGUAUUCUUGGGGCCCACCUAAUAUGCAGUGUAGGUUAUGCGCAACCUGUUGGCUCUAUUGGAAAAAAUAUGGCGGCCUGAAAAUGCCCACCCAGUCCGAAGAAGAGAAGCUAUCUCCCAGCCCGCCUGCAGAGGACCCCCGUGUCAGAAGCCACAUGUCUCGCCAGGCCAUGCAGGGGAUGCCGGUCCGAAACACUGGGAGCCCAAAGUCUUCAGUGAAGACCCGCCAAGCUUUCUUCCUUCACACUACAUAUUUCACAAAAUUUGCUCGUCAGGUCUGCAAAAAUACCCUCCGGCUGCGGCAGGCAGCGAGACGGCCGUUUGUUCCUAUUAAUUAUGCUGCCAUUAGGGCAGAAUAUGCAGACAGGCACGCCGAGCUCUCCGGGAGUCCACUGAAAAGCAAAAGCACCAGGAAGCCUUUGGCUUGCAUCAUUGGGUAUUUAGAGAUCCAUCCUUCGAAGAAACCUAGCGUAAUUCGAUCUACGCCAACUCUGCAAACCCCAGCUACCAAGCGGAUGCUGACCACCCCGAAUCACGCGUCUCUGAGCAUUUUGGGGAAAAGAAACUACAGUCAUCACAAUGGCCUGGAUGAACUCACGUGCUGCGGGUCAGACUGAGCUACCCCGUUUCAUCCUAUAACCCAAGACUUGCUGCUCUGCCCUGCUCGCGCUCACGGCUGUGCCGGGAAGGCCGC
Miniopterus natalensis is the source of this 2120-nucleotide messenger RNA. The record is from RefSeq and is a predicted model, not a curated record. NCBI's taxonomy places the organism in Eukaryota, Metazoa, Chordata, Mammalia, Chiroptera, Miniopteridae.